Salvelinus sp. IW2-2015 is the source of this 5723-nucleotide messenger RNA. NCBI's taxonomy places the organism in Eukaryota, Metazoa, Chordata, Actinopteri, Salmoniformes, Salmonidae. The record is from RefSeq and is a predicted model, not a curated record.
CAAGGAGCCAGGCGAGCAGGCCGCAGCGAACACAGACGCUUCCACACAGAGGAGCAGAGACAUGACCUGGGCCAGGACUUCCCUUCCACUCUGCCCCCUCUCAGACGAGCCAAGUCCCUGGACCGUACCACCGAGUCUGUCAUGACCCCGGACUUGCUGAACUUCAAGAAAGGUUGGAUGGUGAAGCUGGAUGAGCAUGGACAAUGGAAGAAGUUUUGGUUCGUACUGACAGACCACAGCCUCCGAUACUACAAGGACUCCAUUGCUGAAGAGGCUUCAGAUCUGGACGGGGAGAUAGACCUGUCUACGUGUUAUAACGUCACUGAAUACCAGGCUCAACGCAACUACGGCUUCCAGAUACAUACCCAGGAGGGCAUGCACARCCUGUCGGCCAUGACUGCAGGCAUACGGAGGAACUGGAUCCAGGCUGUCAUGAAGAAUGUCAGACCCUCCACCGCUCCAGACGUGGCUAGCAACCACAGCUCCUUCUCCCCACUGGAGGGGCUGGUUCAGCCGGACGUGACCCAGGACUCCCCUUCCUCCGAGACCUCGUCCGUGGAGCGUGAGCCAGGUCCAGGCCCUAAGAAGAGCCGGGCACGCGAGCGCCGACAACAAGGCCGCUCAAAGACCUUCGACUGGGGCGAGUUCCGACCCAUUGCCCAGGCUUUGGCCCAGCAGCGMGCCCAGAAGGCUGAGCCCCUGCAGACUGACAUAGGAGACCCCGAUCGGAACCGGAGGAGGGAGGAACGACGGAGGAGGUAUGAAUCUGUGACUGGCUCCUCCAAGGACCAACCAGCAGGCUCCGAGGGCGGGAGGAUGGACUUUGAGAAGGGGGGAGGGAGUGAAGGCAGCCCUGGGGGUGAGUGCGUGGGUCCCCCCUCCCUGGAGAGGCAGCAGAAGGUGGAGGAGGAGAUCGAGCAGCACUGGCAGCAGGUGGAGCAGACACCCAUCAGGGAUGAGAGGAGGGUACCUCUGCCCCCGACACUGCAGACCAGGGAGACGGCCGAGCUGGAGAAACUGCUGGAGAGCUACAAGAAAGGGGUAGAAGAGCUGAAACUGCAGUUGGGGAGCUGUCACCAGCAGCUCCUGCACUCCAACCAGCARAAACAGAAUCUGGAGGUCCAGCUGAGGACGGCUCUGGAGAGAGAGCAGCACGUCCGUUCUGGAUACGUCUCCCAGCUGGAGCUCCCUUUGGUUCUGGAGGCUGAUAUCGAGCCCCAGACGAAGAGGCCGGAACUGGUUAGUUCUCAAGCGCAGAGCUUAGCAAGGAAGUAUCAGGAGACCAAAGAGCUCCUGCAGCUYCAAGAACUGAAAAAGCGUAAUAUGCAGGCACAGCUUGGRCUCUCGCUUUCCCACCUCUCCAUCAAGGAACUUUACCUUUCCCACCCCCAAACAACAGCCCCUCUGGAAAGCCUGCCUUCCUCAGAGCCGCCCGUCAAAAAGACUGUUAGKUUUUUGAUCGAAGAUAGUGCAGACAGGAUUCAAGAGCUAGAGGACUUGAUAUCAGGAAAGUCCCUGACUCUGAAGGGACUGGUUAGAUUGCUACGAUCUCACAGUGAAUUCUGCCUGCAGGGUAGUCCGGAAAUAGGACAACAGGGUAGUUGCCAGAGGCUUUUGGAGAGCUGGAAGUUUCAACAAGAGGUAGACAGCGAGACCAUGAGGCAGAGCUUGGCCAGGGCGGGCGAAYGCAUCCACAGUUACGAAUCYCMUCUCCUGGCCAUGGAGGACAUGCUAGGAAGGGAUCAGAAGGUGGAGAGCCGGAAGACCCCUUACGGACCACUGUGUCAAAUCGAAGACCACUCGAAAAGCCACGAGUUCACUGUACGGGCGUUGUCCCACAGGGUUGAACUUCUAAAGAGUGAAAACGAAGCGCUGAACCAGCGCUAUCAGGAGAUAGUGAACCAACUAACUGAGGCAGAUAGGGAGAUCGACAGGCUCAAAGCUGAGUUGAUCAACCUGCAAGYUGGGAAACAGCACCUACUGAUCCUAGAGGAGCUGAACGGKGUCAGGGCCAGACUAGCAGAGAGCCAAGCCAAUGCCGUCGACAGGGAGUUCUAUGAGAGAGAGCUGAAUGAGAAGUCAUUGAAGCUUCAUGAGGCCCUUGUCACCUUGGAGGUGCUAGAAAGCAGCCUGAAUGACACGGAGAGAAGACUGCAGCUGAAAGAGGCCACUCUCAAAGGUCUGGGAUUCCAGAUGGCAGAGGAAGGUGCUCKUAAGGAGAAAGGGCAACUCAAAGAGCAGCUGGAGGCAACAGGGGCCAAGCUAUUGGAAAAGGAAGAGCUCUGUAGAGAACUUCAAGCUCAGAACAUUGAAUUUCAAGCUAGAAACCAGGAAUCGGAGGGAGUCCAGAGUCUGAAACUUUUAGAGGCAGAGAAUGAGAUUAGGAUGUUGCGAGCAAAGUUGGGGGUAAAGGCAAAGUCGGCUAGGGGAGAAAGAGAAGUGAUUGUUAGUGAAGACUUGAUGCAGACAGGUGAGAGGAAGGUAGCAGACAAAAGUGUUAUAAAGCAAGUAGUAGGUGAGAUAAAGAUGAAGUCUGAGGCCCUUAGUCGGGUGUUAGAGGUGUUAGUGAAGCUCGAUGUUAGUGUGGAGAAAACACUAAUUGAUCUGAAAAGCUCUUUACAUAUCACAGACUGCCUUGGAUACUUUGAAGAAGAGCCAGAUGAAGUAAGUCAGAGAGUAAUGAAAAGGUUGGUAUUAGAGGCAGCGUUCUGGAGUGGUCUGUUGAACGCUUUAGAGGUUAGCCCAUGCAAGACUGAAGGUGAACGUGCAUGUAGUUUUGAAAUGCGUGUYGUACAGCGUACGGUAGCUGAGAAGAGCAUGUUGCUGUUGAUGAACAGGAUUUGUCCUCGACCCAAGAUGGAAGUUGAUAAUGAGAUGACUGUGACUGCACAGACCAUGCGAGCAGACCUUUCGAAUUGGUGCAGCUGGCUUGAUAACGACACCAACACGCUCAUUUUGAAAGAUCUAACAGAGGCAUUGCAAGAGAAAGUGUAUUUGUUUAACCUAAUUGCCUCCACCAUUGAAAUGUCCACGAAUGACACCCUCCUGUCCUUGGUCCUAGCUAGCUUUGAUUCCGGCAAAGUUAAGAAACAAUGGUCUGAGCACCUUGAAGACGCAGCCACGGAAGCUCACAUGGCCUAUCUCAUCAGCAGGCUGAASUUCCAACACGAGAAAGAACUGAAAGAAACACAGGUUGAGAAACUUCAGAUUGGCAACUCUGACUGUGCCAACUGCUGUCUAUUGAGAGAACAGAACCGAGAACUCCAAUCCAAAUUGGCGGAUCAACAGAACCAUAUGCAAUGCCAUGAAGGCACUAUGAGUGAAGACACUAGACCAGUAACACACAUUCAGAUCGAAGGGGAGCCCAUUGACUCCCUGGACAAGGCCAUACAGCUGCAAGACAUGGUAGCCAAGCACAAGCUGGAGCUGAGGGAGACCAAGGACGUCUACACACAGGUAACAGAAAAUCUGCGACAGGAGGUGGCAAAGGUGUCCGAGAUAUUGCGUCUAGAACGUGAAGAAAACGUGAAGGAGAUCGACUCUCUGACUGUCUGCAUGGAGAACCUGAAGAAGAAACACGAGACAGAGAGGAUCGUCCUACUGGAGAAGUUCCAUCAUCAGAUGGAUGUCACCCCAGGAGCAGGCUAUCCCACUGGGGCAGAGGAUGGGACGAUGUCCCCUGAGACCUCCACAACCUCCGCCCUCAAGGAGCGCAUCCAGGAGCUGGUGGCCCAGGUCUCGGCCAUGACAGAGGAGAUGAAGCGGAGGGAGCURCAGGGCGACGCAGCUACUCUCCGGCUGAAAUACGACAAAGACCUGGAGAAUCUGAAGGCCACCUGUGAGAGGGGCUUUGCUGCCAUGGAGGAGUCCCACCAGAGGGUGAUUGAAGAACUGCAGAGGAAAAACCAGAGAGCGCUGGAGAACCUACACGAGGAAAAGGAGAGYCUGCUAGCCGAGGAGACUGCCGCUACCAUAUCCGCAAUCGAGGCGAUGAAGAACGCCCACCGGUCGGAGCUGGAGAAGGAGCUGGACAAGGCCCGCAAGUCCAACAGCAACACGGAGAACGCAGACAUAGAGGAGAUAUGCAGGCAACACGAAGAGGAGCUGUGUUCGUUCCAGAGGGAGAUCGAGGUGCUGUCUGAGCAGUAUUCUCAGAAGUGCCUGGAGAACGCCCACCUGGCCCAAGCCUUGGAGGCUGAGAGACAGGCCCUCAGACAGUGUCAGAGGGAGAACCAGGAGCUCAACGCACACAACCAGGAGCUGAACAACCGUCUAGCUGCAGAGAUCACMAAGAUCCGCUCUAUGGCCGCUGAAGACGGGGGUGGAAACACCUGCAACAUCACACAUGGGAAGGAACUGUACGAGCUAGAGGUGAUGUUGAGGGUGAAGGAGUCCGAGGUCCAGUAUCUGAAGCAGGAGAUCAACUCUCUGAAGGAUGAACUCCAGGCCGCCCAAAGAGAUAAGAAGAAUGCGACGGACAAGUACAGGGACAUCUACACAGAGCUGAGUAUCGUGAGGGCCAAAGCAGAGCGAGACCUGGGGAGGCUCAGAGAGCAGCUGCAGCUGGCCCACGAGGCACUGGGGGAACCAUCACUGGAGGAUGUGGAGAGGGCAGGAGGAUACGAUAUCAUGAAGUCCAAAAGCAACCCUGACAUUCUCAAGAUGGCGGCCGCUGCCGCCAAACGCACCGAGCGCACCAUGAGGUCAAAGAGACUUAAGGAAGGGCUGACUGCUGAGCAGCGACUCCACCUGUUUGACAAAGACACUAAGGAGUUCUGACAGCGUGGCCUACGUCACACCGCUCCAGCCACCUUGCAGCAUGUUUAGAAAGGCCACUCUAUUUUACCUCUGUGAUUARMUAUUUAGAAACACACUGGUCYCCACACACAUGUCGUGUGUGUAUAUAUUAAAAAAUAAAACAUGGUAUGAAGAUUUGAAGUUUAUGUCUAGACUCAUUCCAUGCACUUUAGUUACUGUGACAUUUUGGUUUUUGGUUUUUUGUCUUACAGUAAAUUCUCUGUACGGUUUUUAAUGAGGCGUCUAUCAUCUAACAAAGAUGGCCUGUAAGCUACUGUUUGGACUCCUUAGUCUGUGUUAAUAGCCGAAGGAUUAAGUAUGAUGUUGUAAAGGCUAAACACAACUGCAUAAUYAUGAUGAUGAUGGAAUAAUUACUUACAUAAGCAUAACCGUAGGAACAAUCUUGCCUUCAGGCCUGCGUGUUAUGCUAGGUGAGGUCAGUGUUCACAUGCUGUCGUUUCCCCUCUAUCCCCUUAACAAAGCUAUGGAAAGAAAAUGUUUGCCUGCAUCAUUGUACAAGUAAACUAUCUGUUACGUUGGAUGUUGCUCCUUCAUUGCCUGAUGUGUGGACUUGUUAUAUGAUCAUUAUUAACAUCAUAGAAUGUUUUCUGAAACAGGACAAUUUUAAAAUGACCCCUGGAAGGCGACUGCUGAACGCAUACAGAACGAAUGGGAUUAUCUGAUUUAUGAUAUAAAUAUAUUUACAUUCUUCUCUCUGUAAUCGUAUUGGCACAGCUGUAUGGGAGGAUGAUUUGUUGGAGUCGGUUAUGUCUGUAGUCUUGUUCAGUGGCAGUCCCUUUGUAUUUAUUUAUGUGGGGGGGUUUUGUCUCACAUACCAAURCCUCUGUAUUCUACUGUUGUAAAUAUACAGCCAAUGUAUACCAACUGACAACCGGUUUAUUAGCAAUAAAUAUUUUUGCACCCUG